CUUUGUGGAAUAUUUUCGCGUUGUUUUCUUGCAUUUUAUGUAUUGUUGAAGGAGACAUACUACGAUUGGAUGCUUGUAACAAAUUUUACGCCUUCUUCAAUGUUGUAUUUAAAAAUGCCCUACUGACAAAUACUGUGUUUCAUUGGUUGAGAAAAUUUCUCUCGAUCAAUGCUUGAUCAUGUGCACGCAAUAUCCAAAAUGUCAUUCAUUCAGCUACAUGAUUCACCAUUCACAAUGCAGAAUGCAUCAUUCUACCACUGCUGACAAUGAAACACUUUUACAAAACACGAAUGGAUGGGUGCACUAUGAAACAACGGAGAAUGAGCAAAAUUUGGGUCCGGUCUGUCAGAAAAAGAAACCAUGCCAGUAUGGCAGAUGCGUGGACACUUGUGAUAACAAAGGUUUCAAGUGUAUUGGUUGUUCAGGAGAAUGGAUUUCGUUAAAGCGAGGAGUGUGCUUUGGAACAAAGGUAAAUGAAUUUGGAACAUUCAAAAUACCAAACAGAGGGGUAUUGGCUGGUGUGAGGUUGCAGCACGUGGGUGGAUCUGGUGUAACUUGUGGUCCAGUAAGUCGUACAAAUUGGGGUUGCGAUGCUGUAUCAAAUUAUGAUAACAAGGAUAAUGUUCGUGUUGCUGUUACAGAUGAUCAAAAUAACAUACUCUAUCCAAAUUGGAAAUUUCAUAUUAACCACGGCUAUUACAACAUUUCAGGAUACAAUGCCUAUUCACCCACAAUAAUAUUUAACUCAACAAACCAUACCGUCUAUAAAGAACAAGAGCUAAGAUUGCACUAUGCAGAGACAUUGUUCGCCGCAAAUCCGAGUAAGAACAUGGGCGAAUCCUGUGCUGACGUAUCUGCUAUUUUAUGCGACGAAUAAACAGUAUGUAUCGCUAAUUUCACGCGAUGCGAUGAGGUGCGAACGACACAGCGAGUUAAUUAACGCGUUACAU
Molecule: messenger RNA, 950 nt
Organism: Hydractinia symbiolongicarpus
Lineage: Eukaryota; Metazoa; Cnidaria; Hydrozoa; Anthoathecata; Hydractiniidae
Exons: 3
Coding region: 179-877 (232 amino acids)
Source: RefSeq, a predicted model, not a curated record